CGCGCCGCGGCACGAGUUGCCGAGCAGCCGAGCAGGCGCUCACUUCCGCGUUGGGCCCGGCGGCGUCCAGCGGCCGCGCCGACGGCCGGGCGGGCCGCAGACGGAAACCGGACCGAAGUCAUUUCGUAAUUACAAAAAUUUUCAAGGCGAAAAGUAAGAUGUCUGGGGAAACAAUGGAAGGUCAGAAGGCAGAAGAAGAAGUAUUAGAAGUCCUUCGAUUGAAUGUGGGUGGCUGCAUUUACACGGCGAGACGUGAGUCCUUGUGCCGCUUCAAGGACUCAAUGUUAGCAUCCAUGUUUAGUGGUCGUUUUCCUCUGAAAACAGAUGAAUCAGGGGCUUGUGUUAUUGACCGUGAUGGACAGCUAUUUAAGUACCUUUUGGAUUAUCUUCAUGGAGAAGUUCACAUUCCCACAGAUGAGCAGACUCGAGUUGCUUUACAGGAAGAGGCUGAUUACUUUGGCAUUCCUUAUCCAUACUGCCUGUCUGAUCACUUGGCCAAUGAAAUGGAGACAUAUUCUUUAAGGUCAAAUAUAGAACUUAAAAAGGCUUUAACAGACUUCUGUGAUUCAUAUGGUUUAGUUUGCAAUAAACCAACAGUUUGGGUCCUCCACUAUCUUAACACAUCCGGUGCAAGCUGUGAGAGUAGAAUUAUUGGUGUCUAUGCCACCAGAACGGAUGGAACAGAUGCUAUUGAUAAGCAGCUGGGAGGACGAAUUCACAGUAAAAGCAUUUUUAAAAGAGAGGCGGGAAAUAAUGUGCAGUACAUUUGGAGCUAUUAUUCAGUAGCAGAGUUGAAGAAAAUGAUGGAUGCUUUUGAUGCCUGGGAAGGAAAAGGUAUUAGUUACUGGCGGGUGCCUCAUGAGUUGAUAGAGUGUUGGACUUUGGAGGAGCGACCAUUACUUGGAAGCCUGCGUCACAUGGCCCCAGUUCGGAAGAGGCGCCUGGUUGCCCUCAAUGAAGAGGAAGAAGAUGUGAACUGUAAGAUUGGUCCUAAGCCAGUCAGGUUUAUGGGCCCUUCUACCAGCACCCAAAUCAAAGUCAAGAACUCAGCUUCGGUCAAGGUGUGUCCAGUCAUUGCAAGCCCAUCUCCAAGUGCCAAGGCAGCUCAGAGUUCUGCCCUUUUGAAAGUGGGCACUGGGUCACCUAGGUCUGGUGGUGCUGAAAAUGGAGCCGCACACCCACCUCCAGCCAAGGUCAUGCUCUCAGACAAGGCCACCCCACACCGAGUCAUUAAACUGAAGCGGACUCCACUGUGUGCUGCCGGGCCUUCCUUACCUUCCUGCACUGCCAGGAGGCCAUUUGCCCCAGAGCCGACCCCUGAAGACCCCAGUGCUUUGGGCCUACAGACUGAGAAUGGGCAGGGCCAGACUGAUUGACAGAAAUGGAUUUCCAGAUGGGUUUUUGCCUCUUGCUGCUUCCCAUCGAUGCGAUGAUAAGUGACAGUGUUUGUUGUUAGUGGUGGAAACAAGUUUCUGUGUAGGAUGAUUAGGUGGAGAACUAAUUGUGUAAAGUAGGAGGGAGUUUUAAAAGUGGUUGGGUCACUAUUUAUUUCUUAUUUCCCCAGCUUUUAAAUGAUUAUCUAUGGACAGUGAAUUCAGGUUUAAAAAAAAUUUUUUUUUAAAUGGUUAAUUGGCAUUAUGACAACAAAGCAUUCCUGCAAAAUCAUCACUUAGAGAAGUGUUCUUUGUUGCUGAAAUAAUUUACAGACCCAAGGUACUUUAACUUUUACUGCAACCUAGGACAGGGGGAGUUUGGGCUUAGAUAUUAUUGUCUGGUAAUGUUACUGCUUCCUGGUGCUAUCUCACAGCUGCUGGAAAUUUGAGAGAAAAUGUAGAUCAAGGUGAAAUGCCUACAGGAUACACUCGGGCUGCAAAGGCAUUAUGAAAAGAAAUGAUGGGCAGGAGAAAAAGGAAGGCAAUACUUUAUUACACUUUGAUGCUCACUUAAUUGAACUGUUUUCUUAAUUUUUUCCAUUAGUCAGUUUAUUUGUACAUCAUAAGAUUUCUUGGAGUAAGCACUAUAUGACAUGUUUUGGACUGAAUUGUUCCAAGUAUUUUAUUCUAAUGUCAUUAGUGAAAUUUGGGAAGUACUUUAAAAAAAGAAGUUAAAAGUUAACUUUUUAACUAAAGUUAGUAUUUGAUUUUCAGAAGUGACCAUUGAAGAGUCAUUCUAGUUAUAUAUUAUUUUUAUGCAUAAAAUUCCAUGUAACUAGAAAUUAAUAUUUUUAAACAGAAUAUUUUGAUUAAUCCUCUAUUUUUUCACAACUGUUUAGUUGUGCAUGUUUACGCUUACAUGUUAUGUUUUAUAAUUCAAUCACACAUUUCUAUCUUCAAUGAGCAGUAGGCCUUCACUGUUUUAAAAAUAAGUUCAUAAAGCGGGGUAUUUUUUACUCAGUGCUUCUCAUUGUAGUUGCAUUGUUCAAAUAUAUACUCAAAAUAUUACUUUUUACAAAAUAAAGUAAGACUUUGCCAUAAGUAGUGCCUAUACUUAUUUUUAAACCAAAGCCUUUUAACAGUUUGAGAGAGUAUUUGUUUAAGUUAUUAUACUUUUGCUUACAAAGUUGUACCCCUCUCUAGGUAUCAUAUUAAGUAACCAAAUCAAUAUUAGAUAACCAUUCAUGUAGGUGGUUUAUUUGACAAGACUUGCUCACUCCUAGGAGAGAUGGGAGGAGGUUUCUUGCUCCACAAGCAGUAGAAUCAACUAAUAAACUCACGAACCUGGGCACUGAGGCUAAGGGUGAGUCUGAGGUAUCCCCUGUCCCUCACUGACUUAACACAAACUGUUCACAAAGAGACAAAGGAGAGUCAUGCAUCAGUGGACAAAGGAAUGAGAAGUACUUCGGGAAAUGCACUGAAAGUGGGUUUUGUCAUAUUACCUGGAUCCCCAGAGAUGAGAGAUAGGAGUAGUGUGCCAAAUACAAAUUUAGGUACUCUCCUACCCCGAAGUUUCAGCACAUUCUUGAUAGUGCUGUACUCUCCUGUGCCCUCUCCUCUACCUUACUGACACUGUAACUGAAUACAAAAUUCCAAUUCUACAGAAGCUAGGAAAGACCAGGAAAAAAAAAAAAUCCAAGUAAAAUAAAACUUAUGAUAUCACCAUCUUUUGGAAAAGUUAAAAAAAAGUUAAAUAAAAGUUAAGAUUAAUGAAAUAAAUAACAGUAAUUUAGAGUAUUAAAAUGUGCUGACCAGAAACAUACACAUAUCAACCAGAGACCUCAAGGAUAUUAUAACAUCACAAGGAGAAAACAAUGGCAUGAGAUUAUAGAUAGAGGUAAGAUUGAUACAGUAAAUUAAAAAAGAUGUAGAAGAAAACUCAGAAGGGUAGUUCAGGGUGAUAAAGAAAAGAUAAUCAGAGAAUUACAGCAAAGCCACAAUAAAAUUAGUGAGUUUAGAAGUAAAAUUGGCAAGAAGAGGGUAGAAAUUAAUGUUGUAAACAAGAAAUAGUCUCUUCAGAAUAUGAAGAGCUCAAUGACAGACCAAAAGUUUUAGAGCAUGCUACAGAGAUAGAAUAGACCAAAUGAGGAACCAUAUCAGUACCUUGAAGUACUAUAGGCACGAAUGAUGCAUUUUGAAGAAGAAAUGAUGUAAACAAAUCUGAAAAAAAUUCUAUUAGGGAAUUCUCUAACUGCUUGAGGAAAGGCAGCAUAAGACUAAUAGGUAUCUUAGUAGGGGAAAAAGAGAGGGGCAGAGAGAUACAUAGUACAGCAGGUAGGGGCUCACUUUGCAUACAGCCAGCUUGGGUUUGAGCCCCAGAGCACUGCCAGGAGUAAUAUUUGAGUGCAGAGCUGAAAACCCUGAGUAGACCCUCAGUGUAAGCCAUGAGCAUUGCUGUGUGUGGCCCCCAAACCAAAAAAUGGGGGUGGAGAAGAGAAUGGAAGAGAGAAGCUUGUUAAGAGUAAUUAUAGAACCCUCUCCGAAUCUGUAGAGAUGAAACUAGUCAAGCCCACGAAGGCAAAGGAGUAGUUGGCUACUUAUUUGUUUCGCUUUUGGGUUAUACUCAGCUAUCUUCUGGGGCUACUUCCAGCUCUAUGCUGGGUGUCCUAAUAGUCCUUGGGGAGCCAUGUGGUACAGAGGAUUGAGCUUGGGCGGCUCCAUGCAAAAUAUAUGGUCUACUGAGCCACCUCCCCCUAAGUACUUGGUGUUUAAAUGCAAAGAGACCUACACCAAGACACAUACUAAUAAAAUUAUCAAGAUUUUAAGAUAGGCCAGAGAUAGCUUAAAGGGCUGGGGUACACGCUUUGCAUGGAAGAGUCCUAAUUUUGAUCCCUGGCACCACCUGGUCCCUCAAGAACUUGGAGUGGUCCCCAAAAUAUAGAAACUUAGUCAAUGGAAAACUUAGGAACUACUAUACUUACAUCAGACAAAAAAAUUGACAUCUAACCAAAAGAAAUAGCAGCAAACAAAAAAUGCAUGUUAUAUAAGGACAUUGUUUAAUGAGAAAAGAACUAAUAUAACAGGAAAACAAAAUUAUUAAUGCCCAACAUAAUAGAUUUGUGGUCACUGUCACUGUUACCGUCAUCCUGUUGCUCAUCGAUUCGCUCAAGCAGGUACCAGUAACAUCUCCAUUGUGAGACUUGUUUGUUACUGUUUUUGGCAUGUUGAAUACGCCAUGGGUAGCUCGCCAGGCUCUGCCAUGGGGACGACAUACUCUCAGUAGCUUGCCAGGCUCUCUGAGAGGGCAGAGGAAUCAACCCAGGUCGUCUGUGUGCAAGACAAACGUCCUACUGCAGUGCUAUCACUCCAGCCAAGAUUUGUGGUAUAUAUUAACAGAUCAAAAGGAGACACAAAGCACAAUGAAUAGGGGAUUUUGACAUUCCAACUUGCAGCAAUUAAUUUAUAGACCAGACAGAAAGUUACCAAGGAAACAGGCAAUCAACAAUGACAAGCUAGAUGGAUAAAGAGCAUUCCACAGUAAAACAUCAGAAUGCGCAUUCUUUCCAAGUGCUCACAAAUCAUCAUUACAGAUAAGGCAUAUGUUGGGACACAAGACAAGACUGAGUACAUUUAUGAAGUUUGUAAAAGCAAUCAUCUUUACAGAUUACAAUGGCAUUAAACUAGAUCUCUUCAAAAAGAGGGGGUGGGGGAAUGGAAAAUUUGGAAAAUAAAUAAUUUGAUUCUGAAUAACUAUUGGCUCAGUGAAGGAAUCAAAGAUGAUAUUAACAAACCUGGAGAUGAAUGAAAAUGAAAACAUGAUAUAUUAGAAUUUAUAGGAUGCAACAAGAGCAGUACUGAGUCUGUACAGUUAACCCCUUGGA
Messenger RNA from Sorex araneus (European shrew), 5254 nucleotides. RefSeq names its product potassium channel tetramerization domain containing 18 (gene KCTD18). Gene Ontology annotation, biological process: protein homooligomerization. The transcript is spliced from 7 exons. The record is from RefSeq and is a predicted model, not a curated record. Gene Ontology annotation, molecular function: protein binding. The coding region runs from base 159 to 1376 and encodes 405 amino acids. NCBI's taxonomy places the organism in Eukaryota, Metazoa, Chordata, Mammalia, Eulipotyphla, Soricidae.